AACCUUCAUCAGCAACAGUAGGGGGCAGUAAAAAGCUUUGCAAAUGUCAAAGCACAACACGGCAGAAGUAGAGAGAGAGAGAGAGAGAGUAGAGAGGAACAUGUGAGUGUAAAAUGAUGUCAAAUGUGAUAAACUAAAGUAGUUUGUGAAGGAAUAUAAUAAAUUACAACUAUACGGCUUUUUUAGACGAAAUAUGUUAAUUUGCACACAGGUAAUUAGUUCAUAUUUAAGUUACUGGAUGAGAAAACGCGCGGCAACCUAACAGUUAUUUCAGCUGAUGUUAUUGUAUUGUAUACAUUUACUUUAAAGCAAGCACUAUUAAUUGCGUCAUGUCAGAGUCCACGACCCCAGGAAAAAAGGGCAAUUUGACCGGAAGUGCCAGAAAACUAAAGGACGACGCCGCAGAUUGGCAUAAUCUCAUCCAGAAAUGGGAACGAUUAAAUGACGAGGGAUCCACGAUUGCGACUAAAAUUGUUAAUCUGGGAAUGAGCAAAAAAUCAGAUACUGAGGCUGAUGUUGUGAUGGAAGGAGGCAGUGUGAAAGCUGGAGACAUAUCAGACAAUCUGAAACGGAGCAACCAAGAGCUGGAGGAAGAAUGUGUGAAGUUACAAGACGUUGUGGAUAAAAUGGCAAACAUACUGUCAAAGAUGGAGAAGAUGGUCCAAGCCGAGCGAGGGAUCUGUGAGUUAGAAGCGUUUCAGUGGGGAGAGAAAAGAGCAGCUCCACUCUUCCACACGUGGUCCACACAACAGUUUGUUGAAGUAUCUUCCAAGCUUUACGAGUCAUACAAGCAGGAGUUGGCGCUGAAGAAGACUAUACUACAAGAAUUGGCCCACACUGCUAAUGCUGAUCUUUCCAUGGUCUACCUGUCCUCGUGGCUGUAUCAACCCUACAUUGAGGACAGUGGGAAACUGCUACUAGAGAGUCUGCUAUUGGAAACAGGUCACAGACCUUUGUGAUGAGGACUGUGUAAACAAAUGAAAGGCAUAUCAUGACGUAUACAGCUUUGAUUGAAUCCGUUUAACCUUCAAAUUUAUUUCUCAAAAAUAUCCUAUUCUUAUACUGUAUUACUUCCCUGUAAGCAGUCUGUACCAUACAAAGUCUUAACUCCAUAAACUCACUCACAAAAGAUUUAAUGUCA
Carassius gibelio (silver crucian carp) is the source of this 1141-nucleotide messenger RNA. RefSeq names its product cyclin-dependent kinase 2 interacting protein (gene cinp). NCBI's taxonomy places the organism in Eukaryota, Metazoa, Chordata, Actinopteri, Cypriniformes, Cyprinidae. The transcript has 4 exons. Bases 330 to 959 code for a protein of 209 amino acids. The record is from RefSeq and is a predicted model, not a curated record.